Arabidopsis thaliana (thale cress) is the source of this 507-nucleotide messenger RNA. Its product is annotated as General transcription factor 2-related zinc finger protein. Lineage: Eukaryota; Viridiplantae; Streptophyta; Magnoliopsida; Brassicales; Brassicaceae. The record is from RefSeq and is marked reviewed. Bases 1 to 507 code for a protein of 168 amino acids. The transcript is spliced from 5 exons.
AUGGCAGAUUACGGACGAAGUGAUCACACCGCGAAGUGGGGGCAAAGUCGAAGUCAAGGACGGAUUGGGCUUUAUCGGUUAAAGGGCGAGGCCCAUGAAGGAUUACCUUUUUGUGGACACGAUGAGACAGAAGAAUCUGUUAACAAAGGUAACUUUCUGGAACUCUUGAAAUAUACUGAUGACCAGGACGAGGUUAGAAAGCUGCAGGAGUUUAGGGUUGAUGGGUGGAAUUCUCUGAUGAUUAAAAUCUCUUCUUUUUGUGAGAAACAUGAUAUUGAAAAGCUUAACAUGGAUGAAGAUUUUGUUGACUCAAGGAAACAAAGAAAGAAAACAGGGAUAACAAAUAUGCAUCACUACAAGAUUUACAGCUUCAAGAGUUUAACUAUCGUUUUAAUGAGGCUUUUGAAGUUGAUUUUGAUUUUGCAUGUUGCUACUGCUACUGUUGAGAGAUGUUUUUCAGCAAUGAAGAUUGUGAAGACAGAUCGGCGCAACCGGAUUGGAGAUUAA